Messenger RNA from Phytophthora sojae, 777 nucleotides. RefSeq lists its product as hypothetical. The transcript has a single exon. Bases 1 to 777 code for a protein of 258 amino acids. Lineage: Eukaryota; Oomycota; Peronosporomycetes; Peronosporales; Peronosporaceae. The record is from RefSeq and is a predicted model, not a curated record.
AUGGACGACUCGCGCGGGCGACGCGCCUCGCAACAAGGCUAUUACGUCCCGCUGGCACCGAGACGAGCACCAGCGGCGACCACUGCUGCUGCUGCUGCUGCUGCUGGAGAUGCCGUAAUGGCGUUUACACCUCAGCCAGCGAUGCUGCCGUCGUCGAGCUCCAUAGAGGCGACACUGAGCGCAUUCAACAGGAGCAUCGCAAUGAGGCUCAUGGCACCACAACAGGCGCAGCAGUUGCAACACCCAACGCAGUCAAAGAAGCAGCCGAAGCCGUUGCUGCGACGGAUACAGGAGCCGCCGCCAGAAGAGUUUCCACCGCCACUGGCCCCGCCGACAAUUGAGACGGCAAUUCGUCCGACUAUCAGCAGGAAGCGGCAGCGAGAAGAUGAGGACAACACAGCAGCAGUAACCCCAAAACUGAAGGAUGUUGCAGAUGAUGAAGACAAGAGUGCGCACGUGCUGAUGCCCAAUUUGGGCGGGGCGAAGUUAACCUGUCGCCUCUGCAGCAAGCGCGGGCUCAAGACGCGGUCGCGCUACGGCUGCGUCCAGUGUCGUCUGGGCUUCCACGUCGCGUGUUUUGCUGUGUUCCACCACCCGACCAAGUUUGCCUCCAAUCCUUCGACCACGGUUCAAGACGCGCUAGAUGCGCUGGACCACAAGUCCGCCUCCAGACCGACCACGCGCCGACGCGCGAACAACAGUAUCAAUUCGUUCGAGCAGCUCACUCUGCCCUCAUUGUCCGACGGGCAGGACGGUCUCCAGGACGUUGAGUUAUAA